Melopsittacus undulatus (budgerigar) is the source of this 1902-nucleotide messenger RNA. Its product is annotated as sodium-dependent neutral amino acid transporter B(0)AT3. Gene Ontology annotation, cellular component: plasma membrane. Bases 1 to 1902 code for a protein of 633 amino acids. Gene Ontology annotation, biological process: sodium ion transmembrane transport. The transcript is spliced from 12 exons. NCBI's taxonomy places the organism in Eukaryota, Metazoa, Chordata, Aves, Psittaciformes, Psittaculidae. The record is from RefSeq and is a predicted model, not a curated record.
AUGUCGAAAGAUUUGUCAGUGCCACCUGAAAUCCCUAAAGAAGAUAGCAGACCCAAGUGGGAUAACAAGUUCCAGUAUAUUUUAAGCUGUAUCGGAUUUGCUGUCGGUUUGGGGAACGUGUGGCGAUUUCCAUACUUGUGUCAGAUACAUGGAGGCGGAGCAUUCCUGAUCCCAUACUUCAUCGCUCUUCUCUUCGAAGGAAUCCCACUGUUGCACCUUGAACUGGCCCUAGGACAGUGCAUGAGGAAAGGCAGCAUCAGUGCCUGGAACAGCAUCUCACCCUACCUCGGAGGAGUCGGGGUUGGUUCGUGGAUGGUGUCAGUUCUGGUGAGCUUAUACUACAACACAGUUUUAACCUGGGUGAUGUGGUAUCUCAUAAACUCCUUCCAGGAGCCUCUUCCUUGGAGCAUGUGUCCUCUAAAUGAAAACAGAACAGGGUUCAACGAAGAAUGUUACAGAAGUACAGCAGUCAAUUAUUUUUGGUACAGGAAAACUUUGAACAUAACACCCGAUGUCACUGAGAGUGGCACGUUACAGUGGUGGCUCGUUUUGUGCUUAGCAGCUUGCUGGGCAAUUGUCUACCUCUGCACCAUCCGAGGAAUUGAAACCACAGGAAAGGCAAUUUAUGUAACAGCAGUAUUCCCUUAUCUGGUCCUAACUAUAUUCCUUAUUCAUGGACUCACGCUACCAGGAGCCACUAAUGGUCUGGCUUACCUCUUCACCCCUAAUCUGAACACUCUGAAAAAUCCCAGUGUAUGGCUUGAUGCAGCUACCCAGAUUUUCUUCUCUCUCUCUUUGGCUUUUGGAGGGCUGAUUGCAUUCUCAAGCUACAAUUCACCAACAAAUGACUGUGAAAAGGAUGCUGUGACAGUAGCACUUGUGAACAGCAUGACAUCCCUCUACGCUUCCAUCCCAGUCUUUUCUGUUUUGGGGUUUAAAGCAACCACAGACUACUGGGACUGCUUGGACAGGAACAUUAUCAGUAUUAUCAAUGAAUUUGAUCUUCCGGAAGAAAGCAUCAUGCGAGAUAACUACACAGCCUGGAUUGGCCUCCUCAAUUCAUCACAUCCAGAAAAAAUUGCUGGACUCAAACUGAAAAGCUGUGACCUUCAGGAAUUUCUUGAUCAGAGUGUAUCAGGAACUGGCCUGGCUUUCAUCAUUUUCACUCAAGCCAUCAUUAUCAUGCCAGGCUCUCAGGCCUGGGCUGUCCUGUUUUUUGUAAUGCUGUUCUGCCUGGGCCUUUCCUCUAUGUUUGGGAACAUCGAGGGAGUCUUCACUCCUCUUCUAGAAGUUCAAAUUAUAUCUAAAUCAAUACGCAAAGAGGUAUUAUCUGGUAUAAUAUGUCUAAUUUCUUUCCUCAUUGCUCUGUGUUUUACGCUGGGUUCGGGGAGUUACUGGAUUGACAUUUUUGACAGCUAUGCAGGCACGGUGCCUCUUCUAGUCAUUGCUUUCUUUGAAGUGGUCGGGGUUGCAUAUGUCUAUAAAAUUAAAAGGUUCAGUAAAGAUGUGAAAUGCAUGACUGGACGAAAACCCAAUCUCUACUGGCAGAUCACAUGGAAGUUUAUUAGCCCUCUGCUCCUGCUAAUCGUCUUCCUCGCUUUUGUUACUCUUUGGAUACAGAAGCCAUCAAGUUAUGCAGCCUGGAACCCUAAAUAUGAAGGCUUCCCUAUGAAAGAGGAGAAAGUGUAUCCACCUUGGGUACUGGCCAUCUGUGUGCUGUUAGCUGUUCUUCCUUGUGUAUUUGUACCUCUGGUAGCAGUCUUCCAUCUGAUCAAACAAAUGUGCAGAAGUAAGGACUCAAGCUUUGUACAACCAGAAGUGUUUUCAUGUCAGGGGUCUAGUAUCAACUUUUCUCAUCCAAAAGAAUCAAUACCAAUUGUAUCUGUCUGCAAAAAAAAGUAG